AUGCGUGCUGUCACGCUGUAUAAAAAGAAAAAUCAAUCUAAAAGAAAAGAGAGCAGACAACAUGGAACUGCUAAGAUGAUGGCACCACAGGAGAGAAUGAAAGCCAAGAUGCAGGAAAAGACCAAGAAGAAAACAGCUGAAAAAUUCACUAUUGAUCAGUUAUUGGAAAAGACUGAAGAGUGUAUAGACAACUUUGACUUUGGCAUGGCUAGGCUGUUUUGUGAGCGAGCACUGGACAUUGAACCCACUAACCUGACCAUCCUGGAUGUGCUGGGGAACAUAUGCGCUGAGCUGGGAGAUGUUGAGAAAGCCAAACAGAUAUUUCUGAAGGCCAUGGAGCUCAGUCCAAAUGAGGGCCACAGUAAAUACAUGUACCUGGGACAGAUUCAUACAGGCAUGGAGGCUGUUCAAUACUUUAGUAAAGGAACUGAGGUAAUGCUCAACACCAUGGACAAUCAGGCCAAUGAGGCUAAUGCAUUUGGAGCAGCUGCCUUCCCCUCUGAAGGUGCUGUCACAAAGAAGGACGUGUCUGUGGCCUUCUGUUCCAUCGCUGAGAUCUUCUUCACUGAUCUCUACAUGGAGGAGGGUGCUGCUGACCGCUGUAAGGAGGCCAUCUACAAAGCUCUACAGUUCAAUGAACACAACCCUGAAGCCCUGCAACUCAUGGCCAGCUACCUGUUCAGCAUUGCGAAAACAGAGGAGGGCCAUGAGUGCCUUAAGAAGAGUGUGUCGUCAUGGUUACCUAGUCUACAGAAAAAGGAAGAGUCAUCAGCAAGAGCAGAGCAUGACACGGAGGAGGAGGAGGAAGAUGAGAAAAAGAACAACAUUCCACCUUAUGAAUCCAGAAUAACAACAGCCAAACUGCUGAUUGAGGCUGAGGAGUACGAGAUGGCCACAGAGGGGCUGGAGGAUCUUUUAGGGGAGGAUGAUGAGGUCGUGCAAGAAAGUGUAUGGUAUCUUUUAGGAUGGCUAUUUUAUUUGCAACUUGACAAACAAGACUUGACAAACAACCCGGUGAACUUAAAAAAAAAAUCAGCCUGGACAUAUCUUACCAAGGCCAAAAAAGAUCAUGGUGUGGGUGCUGUUUGUGAAGAUGCACCCAUGUUAGAGCACACAAAGCAACUGUUAGCCGAGCUGGGUGGAGAAGGGUAUGAAGCUGAGGUUGAUGAUGACGAUGAUGAAGCUGGACCCUCUCUAGAGGACAUUGAGGAUAAUUUUAUUCAAAGCAAUGAUGAAGAGGAGGAUGCAAUGGAUCACCGACCGAACACUUUUCACUCUUGUUUAUUCUAA
Molecule: messenger RNA, 1290 nt
Organism: Myxocyprinus asiaticus (Chinese sucker)
Lineage: Eukaryota; Metazoa; Chordata; Actinopteri; Cypriniformes; Catostomidae
Exons: 13
Coding region: 1-1290 (429 amino acids)
Molecular function (GO): protein binding
Source: RefSeq, a predicted model, not a curated record